AGUUAAACCAGUCUGCACUGUGCUGAGCACUGCAGCGUGUUCUACAGCAGGCAGACACGAACGAUAUUGUACUGAGCGAUGCAGAGUACAGAACAUCAUCACAAUUGUGAAAAGAAUUUGCACAGUUGAAGACCAUGAGCACAGAGGAGAAUUUCUAUGGGAAAUAUGGUGAUUCAAAGAAAUAUGAUCCAAAAUUCAAAGGCCCAGUUGCAAACAGGAGCUGCACUGACAUCAUCUGCUGCCUCAUCUUUUUUGCAGCCAUCAUAGCAUACGUCAUUGUGGGGGUAGUGGCAUGGAUCCAUGGAGACCCUCGCAAAGUGAUCUAUCCGACUGACAGUCGUGGCGAGUUCUGUGGUCAGGUUGGAGGCAGGAAUGAGCACAAGCCAUAUCUAUUUUAUUUCAACCUGCUCAAGUGUGCCAGCCCUUUGGUAUUGCUGGAGUUUCAGUGUCCUACCACACAGACCUGUGUAAGUAAAUGCCCAGAAAAGUUUGACAGCUUCAUCACUGCGCAUGCACUACUUAAAGUGAAACCAGAAAGAUGGCAGAAUUACUCCCAGUUCUGUAAACCUGGCUUUAAUGAUUCAACCAAGACACCUGUUGAAGUGUUUAAAGAUGGGGAUUGUCCUGCCUUUUUAACUCCCAGCAAGCCCUUUACCCAAAGAUGCUUGCCUGACCUAAAAGUCCAGCGGGGUGUGGUUAAAGUUGCCGACAAGACUGCUUUCAAUUCAGAUGAUGGUGGAUCUGUAAACGCUACGCAGUUGCUGGAAGGAGUGAAGGGAGCAAACAUAGUGCUUGAAGCCAGAGAGGUUGUAAUGAAGAUAUUUGAAGAUUACACACAAUCUUGGUACUGGAUUUUGAUAGGAAUGAGUAUUGCCCUGGUGAUUAGUCUGCUGUUUGUCAUCUUGAUGCGUUUCAUUGCUGCGUUUAUGGUGUGGUUGAUCAUCCUGAUGGUCAUUGCUGUCCUUGGCUAUGGUAUUUUUCACUGCUACAUGGAAUAUAAACAGUUGAAAGGAGUGCCAGGAUCAGAGGUGACAAUCAAAGAACUGGGCUUACAUACUGACUUGCGAGUCUACCUGCAUCUACGGCAGACCUGGCUGGCAUUCUUGAUCAUUCUGGUAAUCAUGGAAGUUAUCAUCAUUCUGAUGUUAAUAUUCCUACGGAAGAGGAUUCUGAUAGCAAUAGCCCUGCUAAAGGAAGCAAGCAAAGCUGUUGGCUGUAUUAUGUCCACUUUGGUCUAUCCUGUCAUCACAUAUCUCCUGCUGUUACUCUGCGUAGCUUACUGGGGCAUUACUGCUGUCUUCUUGUCAACCUCCGGCCAAGCAGUUUAUAAAGUGCUGGCAAAUGAGUCGACUUGUAAUUACACCAUGAAGACCUGUGAUCCUGACACCUUUAAUGUUUCCAAGAUUAUAAAGCAGUGCCCGGAAGCAGAGUGUAUAUUUGCAUUCUAUGGAGGCGAGUCAUACUAUCAUCGGUACCUCAUCUUCUUCCAAUUCUACAAUGUCUUUCUCUUCUUCUGGCUCAGCAACUUUGUCAUUGCCUUGGGACAGGUUACACUCGCAGGAGCUUUUGCCUCUUACUACUGGGCUUUUAAUAAACCGGAUGACAUUCCAGCAUUCCCAGUGCUUUCUUCAAUAGGACGUGCACUCAGGUACCACACUGGCUCCUUGGCAUUUGGAUCUCUCCUCUUAGCCCUUGUCCAGGUUAUCAGAGUUUUGUUGGAAUAUAUCGAUCAUAAAGUGAAAGGUGCACAGAAUAAAGUUGCAAAAUUUAUGUUGUCUUGCCUGAAAUGUUGCUUCUGGUGUUUGGAGAAAUUCCUGAAGUUUUUGAACAGGAAUGCUUAUAUCAUGGUUGCAAUUUACGGGAAGAAUUUCUGCACCUCCGCAAAGAAUGCCUUCUUCUUACUGAUGAGAAACAUCAUCCGGGUUGUCGUUUUGGAUAAAGUUACGGAUUUCCUACUGUUUCUGGGCAAACUGCUUAUUGUCGGAGGAGUGGGUGUUCUUGGAUUCUUCUUCUUCACCAAUCGAAUAAACAUAUUUGAAGACAAGGGCCCAACCUUGAAUUACUACUGGGUUCCAUUGCUGACUCUGAUUGUGGGUUCUUACCUUGUUGCACAUGGAUUCUUCAGUGUGUAUGCAAUGUGUGUGGACACUCUGUUCCUCUGCUUCUUGGAAGACCUGGAGAGGAAUGAUGGUUCGAAUGAGAGACCCUAUUUCAUGUCCAAAGCACUCCUGAAGAUCCUGAAAAAAAAAAAUGAAUGAGAACUGUGGAGUACAGCCUGCAACUUGAGUCAACUGUAUAUCUAAAGAAUCCUGGAUCAACCCUGCCACUAAUACAGUGUGGCACAAGACUGAGCAUGAAGAGCUCUAGACUUUGGUGUGCAGUCAGCCAUGGUUGAGGUCCAAUUUGUAACAGUUCUAUCUGCAUUACUGUAGUCUCCACCUCCAUUGUAAUGUGCCAAAAAGGGGCCAUGUUUUGAGAUAAAAUUAGGUUCUUAUCAUCUGAGAGAUGUUGCAUUUUUUUACAUUUUAAGAGGAAGAAAGCUCACUUGUCUGUAGUUAGGUGAUAGCCACUUAGUAUAGACUGAUUGUUCCGAUUACCACAAUGUCAUGGAUCGAUUCAAGUGGCAUUUAUAAACUUGAACUACAUUGUCAGCUAAGUUUUCAUGCACCAUGUGCUGACUUCAGUGUUCCACUUAGCUUGUUUGCUACACCUGACAGUGAACUUUUAUUUUUGCCUGUUGCACAGGCAGUUUACUGUACAUCAACUUGGAAGUGCACAUGCUGAAUUUUCACCCCUACCUCCUGACUGUACUAACUGUUGCCACUUGUUUGGAUUCCAGGAGUGCUCUGAAAUUUCCAGUAUCCCAUCCCCUCUCUCAUUCUUGAUGUGAGUCUUUUGGAUAACUGCCUCAAAACAUUUGAGAUAAGCAACUAAUCUAUUCUGGCCUCAUCCCUAAAAUUAGUGCAGUUUGUAUCCUACUCCAGAGAAAUGCUAAGAGUAAAUUGAAUGUCAAGUGCCCAUAAUCUUCCAAACUUAAAAAGUCCUGAAGUGUCAAUAGCAUUAUUGUAGCUCCUGGGGGCUUGUGCUUUGGUUUGUUUGCUGUUUUAAGCUAAUGAGUAACCCAUUUAGGGGUGUUUAAAUCAUGUGCUCUUCAUGCUAUUACAAACAGUAUAUUUAUUUACAGAAUAUUGUCCCUUAGGCAGCAAGAUUUGAUAUUGAGUUCACUUCCUUAGGCUCUUAGGGUUAGGCAACAGAAUUUAAUGUUCUUGUCUUAAAGAUAAGAAUGAGGCAUUAAUUUAAUUGUUUUUAAUUGAUUAUUUUCUGAGAACCUUGUUAAAUCCAAGUGGUAGAUAUAAACCUCCCUCAAUCAGAGAAGGCUCAGCCUAACUAAGAAACAGCUUGUUUGUUUUAUUGGGAUUUUAAAAAGUUAUUUUAACAAUGAUAAAGAUAUAGCUUUACUGUAUAAAUGAAAUUACAAUGUUAACUGGCUUUAAAUAAAGUUUGUCCAGAUAUUGCUUCCUCGUACAAAUAUGACAGAUGGGGAGACAGCCAAUCUUUUUAUGCAUGCCACAGUUAGCCAAUGAAAUAAGUUGUUGUUAUUUUUGUAAACUAAGGAGGCUGUUUUGGAUGUAUUCAUGUCAAGAGCUGUUGGAAUUUAAAUCUGUUCUGUAGCAGAUUGAUCCCACAGGCAUAAUUCUUGCUUCAUUCCAUAUUAAAUCAAAAGUGCCUAAUUA
This is a messenger RNA of Hemiscyllium ocellatum (epaulette shark), 3734 nucleotides long. RefSeq names its product solute carrier family 44 member 2 (gene slc44a2). Lineage: Eukaryota; Metazoa; Chordata; Chondrichthyes; Orectolobiformes; Hemiscylliidae. The transcript has 22 exons. The coding region runs from base 135 to 2258 and encodes 707 amino acids. Gene Ontology annotation, cellular component: membrane. Gene Ontology annotation, molecular function: choline transmembrane transporter activity. Gene Ontology annotation, biological process: transmembrane transport; choline transport. The record is from RefSeq and is a predicted model, not a curated record.